AUGAAGGAAGCCUCUCGUUCUAGAGGGUGCCAGGUGCGGCUUCGAAUAGCGUCGCACCUGACAUGCACCCGGGUGUACCCCGAGCUUCAGUGGGUACAGCCGCAUGUGCUUUUCUCCGGUCGUCAGGCAGUUUCCCGCAAAGCCAAGGUAGUCAACAUUGCGAAGGCGUGGUCGCGAGCCCCCCACAGAAUAUAUGCUGCCUGCCGUCGGAGAAGCGUUGCCAAUCUAGUCUACUGCUGCGCCACCAAGGGACACCAAGAGCACUCCGAAGCACCACCGAGCGAUGACGCUUUGAGGGAAUAUGAAGCGGUGACCAGCACGCCGGAACACGACACCAACGAUGCCGUCCGCCGGGAGCUGGCGGAAAAUCGUUUCAAAGCUGUUCGUGAACGCGUUGCUACGUUAGAGCAGAAACUACAGCACGGCGAGGCCAUUCGCCGCGUUUUGCUAGCAGAGCAGCUGCUGAAAGCGCUACGAAAUCCGGAACUCUACGCAAAACUAGAAGCGGUGGGCCGCAGGCAUGCCGCUGAACAGGAAACGCCUUCCAGUGCCAGCUCGGAUUCCAAAGCAACCGCUUCUGCAGCUAUGAGCUCCGCUGUUGCUGGGGCAGCUGCUACGGAGCUUGAGCAACCAACAGAUGUCGAUGCUGGGCGCACUCCUUCUGUCGCAGCCUCUGACGAGAGGAUCAUGGCACUUGCCCGGAUCAUUCAGCAAACACAGGGCCUUCUCGAAGCACUGAGCCAGUGGAAACACUUGCCAGAUAGCGUUUUGGCGAAGGCGAAGGAGUUUCGCAAAGAGCUCGGACAAGUUCUCCUUGAGACUGACCUUGAAACGGUACUAACCACGGGAGGUUCCGUUUCGAGUGCUGGCACCCCAAGCUCUGAAACCAGUUCUCCUGCCGCGAGAGAUUUCUUCAACCGCGCAGUACGGGCGCUGCGAGGGCGCUCGAGCGGCAAGCCGGCCGUUACAGACGAAGAGCUGGAGAGUAUCCUCUCGGCCGCUGCACAAAUGCGACGGACAAGUGCGCUCAAGGCAGAGAUGGAUCGCAUCGUCACUGCCGAAGCCGCAGCUGCGAUGGUGGAGGCCCAACGAGCUCGCGACGAAAAGAGCGCUAAGAACACGGGCGCAACGUACACUCAAGCUUCAGCCCGUCAUGCGCAGCAUCUCCUAGAGCGCUGUCGUUUGAAGGGACACGAGCUCAGGAGCUGGCUGAAGCAUUUUGUUUCCGACACCUGGCAACGUCUGAAUGGUGUCCCGAGCCCGUCACAGGGUUCCAGUGAAAUGAGCGAGACUGCGAUUGCACCAGCCCCUGUCAUGCCGUUCCGCCAACGCCAAGCGCUGAUCUUUAAGCACACUCUGGAAGAUCUGAAACCUCUCGAACGAAAACUGCAGGAAUUGAGCAAAGAACGCGAAAUGCGUCUGCGACGCGAGGGCCCUCUCGGCAAGCUGAUCCAUAUUCGCGACCUGCGCGCACUAGACGACCAAGUGAACGCACUUCGUCGACAAAUCAGCGUCCGAGUUCUCGAGAGCGAGAUGGAACGCAUUUAUCUCUAUCUCGAUGCAGAGCUCGACGCCUCGACUUUGUUUUUCUCGCGGCCUAUCAACGACGAACAGGAGGAGAUGCUGCUCAUCGCCGAAUACGGGUUGCUGGCUCGGCGUCUAGCGGAAAUCCAAGUCCUCGUGGAUGUCGGUGAGGCGGUGCUCAUCGAAGACGACGAGCUUGCCGAUCUGGCCUCUGACAUCCAGUUUCUCAAGUCUCGCCUGGGCAUCGGAGAAGACGAUGCGUACAUGAACCUGGGCUCUGUGGUACUCGAUUGGUCGCGAAUUCGUCAGUAUCUGGCGGAGAUGUCCCAAAAAGCCAAGGAGGGUGGAGAAUUCUACUGGCGAGGCGUUCGCCUUCUCGGAGGUGACAUCAUGUACAGCCUUCGACUGAUUCAACGAGCAGCCGCAGGUUACACGUUAACACCGCGCGAAGUCCGCACCAUUAGGCGAACAGGUCGCGAUAUCUUGACACUGGUCCCGUUUGGCAUUUUAUUGGCACUGCCGCUGACUCCCGUCGGCCAUGUCAUGGUGUUCUCGUUCAUUCAGCGAUAUUUCCCGAGUUUCUUCCCGAGCACGUUCACGGAUAAGCGCCAGGAGCUCAUGAGACGUUACGAAAGCCUCAUGCAGCAAAUUUCGAGCCUCGAAAAAGACUCUGCAACCGAGGAGGCUGAGAAAGUCUCGCUAUUGGCUCGCGCUGCGCCCGAGGAGACACACCUCGCCAGUGACGAUGAUGAUAACGACAUCGACGCCGGCACCAGUUACGUCGACAACGAAAUCGACAUCGACAAGCGCAGUAGCGCGUUGGGAAACAGCGCUGGCGAACGUUUGGCAAGUCGCCGCUCGCGAGGCGUCGAGUUUCCGCGCAAGUGA
Cyanidioschyzon merolae strain 10D is the source of this 2412-nucleotide messenger RNA. RefSeq lists its product as hypothetical. The transcript has a single exon. Gene Ontology annotation, biological process: intracellular monoatomic cation homeostasis. The record is from RefSeq and is a predicted model, not a curated record. Gene Ontology annotation, cellular component: mitochondrial inner membrane. The coding region runs from base 1 to 2412 and encodes 803 amino acids. Gene Ontology annotation, molecular function: ribosome binding. NCBI's taxonomy places the organism in Eukaryota, Rhodophyta, Bangiophyceae, Cyanidiales, Cyanidiaceae.